GAGUCCUAGCAUUUUUCAUCAAAUUUGGGUGGGCCACACCUCACCCGACGUGGACGGUUCACAUGACCUGAUGUACUGUACCGUCUCCGGCAUCGACUCUUUCUCUCUACUAGUCUAGUCUGCAAGAACGAGUGGAAGCAGAGUUUUGUAGUCCCAAUCUAACUCCUGAACAGCAGAUAGAUAAGGAUUUGAUAUCUGUUUUUGUUUCAUUGCAUAUUAAUUUGUAGAUCAGUUUGUGCGUUUGGGAUAUCAGAAUUUAAUAUGAAAUUCCAACUUAAGAAUUCCUUUAAAUCUUCAUAAUAAUCUCCAGACUCCAAAAUCCAAGCUUUCUGUGAAUUCGGAGAGGAGAGAGAAGCUUCGGCGUAGAGCAGUUUCUGGCGGGCAUUGGUGAUGGGUUUGUGAAGAAGGUUCAUUAUUGAUUGGUCUGUUUCUCUUUUAUCUUCUUAGACAGUUUGGUUUCCAAGCUUUAUCAGAAUCAGUCUCUGAACACACCAGAAGGAACUAACCACACCACACCAUGGGAUUCUUAGUUUCAAUUUUUGAAAUUGUGAAGAAUUUGGGGGAAGCAACUGGAAAAUGGUUUGGAUAUAUCAACAGCCUUGAUGCAAAUUUGAAAAUUUUCAAAAGAAAGAUAGAGGAUUUGAGCAGUCAAGAGGAGGAUAUAAAGACUGAACUGAGCAGUGCAGAGCAGCAGUCAAAAGUAGUUCAAGAUUGGCUCGGAGAUGUGCAAAUGUUAAAAGGUGAUGUGCGAACUUUGCAAAGACAAGAGCAAGAAGUAGUAGGAUGGAAGAAUGUCUUCUUACGUGUACAAUUGGGAAACCUUGUUGCGGAGAAGAUUCAAGAGGUGGCAGAACUGCAGGAAAAGUGUAGAUUUUCUAAUGGUUUGCUAAUUGAUGCACUUCCAACUAGUGGACGGUUCAUACCAACAAUGGGAUCUUUUUGUGAAAACACAAGUGCAAGGAACAUGGAGAACGUUUGGAAAUACUUGAUGGAUGAUGAGGUUAGAAGGAUUGGCAUUUUUGGAAUGGGGGGAAUCGGCAAAACAACCAUCAUGCAUCACAUUAACAAUGAACUCUUGAAUGAAGCUUGUAACUUUGAUGAUGUUAUUUGGGUCACAGUAUCUAAAGCUUCAACAUUAGAAAUCUACAGAGGUAGAUAGCAAAGGCACUGAAUCUUGAUUUGUCGAGUUAUGGGGAUGAAACAAAAAGAGCAUCAAAAUUGUAUACAAUGUUUUUCCAAAAGAAGAGGUAUGUGCUCAUCUUAGAUGAUCUGUGGAAAGCAUUUCUUCUGGAUAAGGUGGGUAUUCUAGAACCAUCCAUAUCUAAUGGAUGUAAACUAGUGUUAACUACACGAUCGUUAGAAGUGUGUAGGAAGAUGGAGUGCAGAGCUGUCAAAGUGGAGCUUCUCACGGAAGAUAAAGCACUGAAUCUAUUUAUGAGCAAGGUUGAAGAACAUCAGACAGUUCUUACUCCAAAAGUGAAAGAAAUUGCAACAAAAGUUUCCAAAGAAUGUGCACGUCUGCCUCUUGCAAUCACUACUAUAGCUGGCAGUAUGAGGGGAGUAAAUGACAUUUGUGAGUGGAGAAAUGCAUUAAAUGAAUUGACCAGUUCAACAAAACAGAUCAUGGACAAUGAAAGUAUGAUGUUCGAGCGACUAAAAUUUAGUUAUAGUCACCUAAAUGAAGAAAAGCUCCAACAUUGUUUCUUGUAUUGUGCAUUGUAUCCAGAAGACGAUAUCAUCCCUAGGGAAGAGCUGAUAGAAUAUUGGAUUGCCGAGGGACUAAUAGCUGAGAUGAACAGUAUAGAAGCAAUGUUUGACAAAGGUCACGCUAUAUUAAAUAAACUCAUAAAUCCUUGCUUGUUGGAGAGUCAUACCAACAUACAUAAGGAAGAAUUCGUGAGGUUGCAUGAUUUGAUAAGAGAUAUGGCUCUCAAAAUAACAUCAACUAGUCCUCGAUUCAUGGCAAAAGCUGGUGAGGGAUUAGAAAGAGUACCAUACGAAGAUUGGUCUGAGGAUCUUGAGAGGGUUUCCUAAGAUAGAAGAACUUCCUUUUAGACCACCCAUUUGCCCUCAGCUCAUCACCUUGUUACUGGGAUAUAACCCAUUAUUACGAAUUCCAGAUUCUUUCUUUGUGCAUAUGCAUCAUCUCAAUGUAUUGGAUUUGUCCGGCACCUACAUAGAGUCUCUGCCAGAUUCCUUCUCCAAGUUGGUGAAUUUGCAUACAUUGUUACUGAAGGACUGUGUAAGACUGAAGUAUGUGCCGUCACUGGAGAAACUAAAGGCAUUGAAAGAGUUAAAAUUGAAAAGAAGUCAGAUAGAAGAAGCACCCCAAGGUAUAGAAGAAUUGGUUAACCUCAGCAAUGUCGACAUCUCCUGGAAUAACAGUCUACAGACAUUUCCUUGCUGGAAGUUAUGCAGACUGUCCCAACUCCAAUGCCUUAGAAUUGAUGCAACAAGAGCAAAAGUGUCAGCAAAAGAGAUCUUAUGCUUGAGGCAAUUAAAAGUUCUCCGAGUUCACUUAUUGAAUGUGCAAGAGCUUACUAGUUAUGUGACGUCUCAACAAUGUCAAAGCUUGGAAAACUACUGCCUUAUAGUGGGAAAUAAUUUAGAAUAUGCCAUCAGCACUAUGGGAAAUGAAGUUCGUGUUAAUGUUGAGUCUGAACUUUUUGAAAGUGGAAUAGAUUUGCUAGUGCUCCCCAGAAACAUAGCGUUCUUUGAGAUUAAAAAAUGCCACAAUCUCAUUAGUUUAUCAGAUAUUCUGUCAUUGAGGGAUGGUAGAGAUUUAAGAACAUGUCAUCUCCGAUACUGUAAUAGGAUAGAAUCCAUUUUCUCGUCAUCAUCCUUCUUAGAAGACUGUCAAAUCCCACUAAGAACUGUUGAGUCAUUAUUGUUUCUUGAAUUACCCAAUUUUAGGGCAUUCUUUGACGGAGUUGUUCCUCCAUACAGUCUUUCCUUUAACCUUAAGAAAUUGUACUUCUGUAGAUGUUCCAGUAUUAGGAAUAUUUUCCCUGCUUUGUUGCAGAACUUCCCAAACCUUGAGCAACUUGAAGUGUCUUAUUGUAAACAUGUAGAGGACAUAAUCGUAGAAGUAGAGAUGAGUGAUCAGGGUCAUCAUCAAGAGGAUAGCAACACAAUCACACUACGAAAUUUCCAGAGAUUACAACUGUCAAGUCUACCAAGACUGAAGAGCAUAUAUAAGGGCAAAAUGGUCUGUGGAUCUCUGCAAGAUAUUGUUGUAGACAAGUGUCACACAUUAAGGAGACUACCUCUUUCUUUGGACAUGGAUAACGGGCAAGCAUCAGCACCACCUGCGCUUCAGCACAUUUGGGGAGAUAAUGAAUGGUGGGAAUCUCUGGAUUGGGAUGAUUCUUAUAGCAAAUCCAUUCUUCAGCCUUUGUUCUCCCUUAAAUACUUAGUUGCUCCCUCCCACCAUGUCAUGCACAACCACUUUUUCCAAGAUCCACCAUUGCCGACCACUGCAAACACAUUCGGAGCACAGGGAGGUGCAUUUUGAUUGAAGAUAGCUGGCAGUAAUACAUUGAUGUGUUCUUUUUACCAUUAUUUUGGUAAUGAAUAAACACAAUGUUCUAUUUUCGCAACUGGGUUGCACAAUGUACUGGCACUGUUUGUUGAAAUUUUUGAGUGAAUAUAAUUAUUUCAUUUUGGCUUGAGUUUGACUA
This is a messenger RNA of Camellia sinensis, 3680 nucleotides long. The record is from RefSeq and is a predicted model, not a curated record. Lineage: Eukaryota; Viridiplantae; Streptophyta; Magnoliopsida; Ericales; Theaceae.